UGUCUUCCAUCAUCUUGAGGUUCGCUCCAGGGUGGCGAAAGCGCUGCUCGUCUUUGAGAGCUCUUGGAUCAUCUUUGUGCAUGCCUGUUUGAAAGAGAGCAGACUUUGAAAUGGCUGCUCAACGUUGUAGGAGAAGCCAUAACGCUAAAUACACACAUAGGGGAGGGGUAGAGGCCUUGGUGUAUGCGUGUCUCACGUCUCUGUACGUUUGCACUUACCUGGUACCAGAACGCGUAGUUUUUCAGCAUGUAGAGCUCUUUAAUGCUGCUGUCAUCAUUCAGGCUCGCACCCUGUUUAGGAACGGACAGUCAUGAGAAAACGGAAUGAAUCUGCACAGCACAUGAAUCGAUGUGUCCACAUCGUUACCUUGCAGCCCCAGUACUCUCCGAAUUGGUCAAUCCAGGUAAGGAGCACGACCAGCAGCCCAGAUCCCGUGAGGCCCGAACUCUGGCGAGCAAUGGAUACAACCCAGCAGGGCUUGUCCGUCCGAAUGGCGAGAGUGCCUGGCGCUUCAUGAUACAUUGCGUUCAGGUCGAAGAAAAUCUGGCCGUGCUCGAAGCCCGGCAUUUCCUUCGGGCCGUGCGCUUCGAUGUCGUCGAUACCGGUCAGGCCCACCACCACUGCUUGCUUUCCUGAGAAGACCCGACGCCUGUAUAUAUGCACGAAGGCAUGCGUCAGGAGACACGUCGGAAACGUAUUUGGCAUGUAUGCCUUCGGUGCUCGGGAAAAUGGCCUUAGACUUACAGUGACAAGUCUUCGGCGAAUUCCUCAAAGCCCCAAGCACCAACGCUAAAUGAGAGCUUCAUGUGACUGUCAUUUAGCGGGAAUUCAGGGGAGGCAGCUUUCGUCCUCAACUCCACUUUGCUCUGCAAUUUUUCGGGAAUGCGAACGUGGCAAACUCUUUGCAGCUCUGCCGAUUGAUCUCCAGGCCUGUGCAGCAUCCUCAUGAACGGGACUUCAGGUGCCCUGCCAACACACAUAUGCAAGCAUACAUACGUAUACACACAGACAGACAGACAGACAGGUGGACAGACGAACAGCUAUGGAUGCGGUCUUACGAAUGCACACCAUCUUGCCGUCUCACGUACCUGCCCCAGCAGAGGGGGUCGUCAGCCUGGGCUGCGGCUCCCAACACUGAGAGCAACAGGAGGAGAAGAAAACCCGCCAU
Molecule: messenger RNA, 1168 nt
Organism: Vitrella brassicaformis
Lineage: Eukaryota; Vitrellaceae
Source: the annotation of a GenBank genome assembly